GAACUCCAGAUUUCGUUUUCGGCUUGCGACAUCUGAUUCACACUCUUAUCGGGAAUAUCUAGGGAAUGUGAGAUAGUUCUUCUAGAAAGAAUCCCUCCUUUCAUUCUACAAAGGAAUUCGAGCAUUCUUAUCUACGUCAGAAUCACAAAUCAAUACAUAGCAAGGCUUCAAUGGCUACCGCCAGCACCAACCGUUCAAACCCAAUAAAUCCGGAUUUCACCCUAUCUCCACGACAAGAGGAGUUACUUUUCGCUGCUCUCAACUCAAACAAAUCUGCAAACAAUAUGGACACUUCAAUUACUGCGUCGAGCAAUGGCCUUCCCAACACGUCUACAUCCGCAUUCAACGAAUCUCCGACCCAAGCGCCGGGUUCGGGUACAUUGAACGGAUUUGAAGAGAGUCCUUUUAUCGAUUAUGACUACGAAUUCGAAGGGGACGAUAGUUUUAAUUUCGACUUCACCAAUGAUUCGCAAGGACAAAUGAUCGGAAACUUACCUGGAACUUCAUCAGAUGGUGAUACUGAUAAUCAUGAAAAGAGAAGUCAUCCAGACGAUGAUGAUGAUGAAGAAGGUGGUGGUAAACGAAGAGAAGGAGAUGAUAAGUCGUCGAAGAAGCCCGGUAGAAAGCCUCUUACAUCAGAACCCACUUCAAAACGCAAGGCUCAAAAUCGUGCCGCCCAACGUGCAUUCCGUGAGCGAAAAGAAAAGCAUUUAAAGGAUCUUGAGACGAAGGUUGAGGAUCUAGAGAAAGCUUCCGAAUCUGCCAAUCAUGAGAAUAGUAUUCUAAGAGCGCAAAUCGAACGAAUGUCGAUGGAAUUGAGGGAAUACAAGAAAAGAUUGUCUGUCACAGGUGGUAUCAACCGAAGCCCAAAUGGCAACGUUCCAGCUUAUCUCGCAGGCAAAGGACUUCCAUCUGCAUCUGCUAAUCCAAAUGACGUCAACUUUCACUUUGAGUUCCCAAGAUUCGGUCGCCUUCCCGGACCCCCUAUCACUAACGGAAGCUCAUCAGUCGGGCCAUUCAAGUCCCCCGCUUCUACCGAGAAUUCUCAUAGUCCAACUGACAAGAGUCAAACUAGCUCCCGCAAUCAAUCUAAUGCGAGUACCUUUGGUGUUGGCUUGACUCAAACUCCAGCUCAGAUCGGCGAUGACAUGUCUUCAUUCUCCGGUUUAUUUUCCCCUGAACUUUUGGAAAGCGCAUCAAAAAGUUCACCAUUCGACGCUUUCGGAAACCUAACCAACGGUUCAAUGUCAAGUAACGGCUCACCCAACAUUUCUACCAAUGGUCAAAGUACGUCAUAUAGCUCACCGUCGGCUUCCUCGCAUUCCAACAAUGGAGCAAGUUCAUCUUGUGGAACCUCUCCAGAACCUACCAACAUGCAAUCACCAUACAACAAAGCUAUUGACAGCACGUUGACAACAAUUGGAGAAGAGAAUACUUGUAGCAACAGCAACUUAGCACCAGGUGAGCUGUCCUUCUGCGAAAAGCUCAACAUGGCUUGCGGCAAUGCCAACAAUCCCAUUCCACGUACAAUGUCUGAACCCGGUAUCAAUUCAGGAAAUUUAGAAACUGCCGUUUUCGAUGUCAAUGGCAUUGAUUGGUUCGCUCAACAAAACAACAAUCAAUUUGAUCCUCAACUCUUUGGUGAUUAUCGCGAACCUCAAAAUAACGUUCUUUCGAACGACCCUUUUGCUCUUGAUGAUGGUUUCUUCGCCGAUGCAUUCGAGAUGCCAGAUUUCAAUACUCCGUUCAACGUUCCAAGUCCUGCAGCCACAAAGAAGGAUCUUGUACAACAAAUCGAUGAAAAGCAGAAUGAAGACAAUGAGGUAGUUCCAGGUGAAGAUAGAUCAACAAUGCUUAGUUGCAACACCAUUUGGGAUCGUCUCCAAAAUUGUCCUAAGGUGAAAGAAGGCGAAUUUGACCUUGAUGGUCUUUGCAAGGAUCUUCAAAAGAAAGCCAAAUGUUCGGAAACGGGCGCCGUCGUCAAUGAAUCUGAUUUUCAGAAAAUCAUGAAGAAUUAUGCCCCUCAAGGCUGCGACUCUACGACUUCUCCACCGGCCAAGAAGGCAUAAAUGAUUGAUCGGAUUUACACUUUGGGAUUAUACCUAUAUUGGAACGGAAUGGCGUUGCAAGCACAUUAAAAUGACCACAAGGUCGGACCAUGGUUAAGGAUAACAUUUUGCUAGGACAAAGCAAUAUUUUUGGCGCCCAUAUGGUCAUGAUACAUCUCAUGGACCUGGAUUGAUUUUUGUUUCUCUUUUUCUUUGGGGGGCUCGGAAUAGGAAUUCGGUUACCUGACACUUUUACCCUUUUCGGUCUGAUUUGAUUGGUUGUUGGCUCGUUGAUUGGAGUGAUUUGUAGUGUUUGAUGAUAAGCCGGUUCUAUGGAGUAGGUACAUCUUGUGAUGGCUCGGGGGAUGGAUAAGUUGACAGUAGAUUGUUGACUUGUCAUUUCAAUCUGGUUCGCUGGAUGGAGGGAACUAUCCAUCUCUACCUUAGUGCUGUGAGAUGGAGAUGAUGUGCAUGGGGGGAAAGGGAAUGGAUACGGGAAUGAUGAUAUGAAUGAAUGGUCUGGUAUGGUUGAUAUGGUACAGGAAUCGAUAGGCAUUACAUAGCAAAUAGCAAUUUAGCA
Botrytis cinerea B05.10 is the source of this 2628-nucleotide messenger RNA. It is a transcript of the gene Bap1, whose product is annotated as Bap1. Gene Ontology annotation, cellular component: RNA polymerase II transcription regulator complex. The transcript has 3 exons. The record is from RefSeq and is a predicted model, not a curated record. Lineage: Eukaryota; Fungi; Ascomycota; Leotiomycetes; Helotiales; Sclerotiniaceae. Gene Ontology annotation, molecular function: DNA-binding transcription activator activity, RNA polymerase II-specific; transcription cis-regulatory region binding. The coding region runs from base 171 to 2069 and encodes 632 amino acids.